GAUCACGUUCACGGUGUGCUAGCGAAGGUUUUCCUUAAAUUUUCAGAAUAAGUUAUUCGGGUGGAGGUAUUAAUUAUCUCUUGUUUUAAGGAAACAUCUUCUUAUUCCAUACGAAAAUGCAACCACAAAUCAUUCUUUUGAAAGCAGGAACUGACACCUCUCAGGGAAAGCCUCAGCUGGUUUCUAACAUCAAUGCCUGCCAAUCGAUCGUCGAUGCAGUUCGAACAACAUUGGGCCCACGAGGCAUGGACAAGCUGAUCGUAGAUAGCAAGGGCUCGGCUACGAUUUCCAACGACGGAGCGACCAUUAUGAAACUGUUAGAUAUUGUCCAUCCGGCUGCCAAAACAUUGGUCGACAUAGCCAAGUCGCAGGAUGCCGAGGUCGGCGAUGGCACCACCAGCGUUGUUUUACUGGCGGGCGAGUUCCUGAAGCAGCUUAAACCCUUCGUCGAAGAGGGUGUGCAUCCCCGAAUCAUCAUUAAGGCCGUUCGCAGAGCACUAAACCUUUGCGUGGCUCAGAUCAACGAGCUGGCCUUCAAGAUCGAGAAGCACGACAACGAAAAGCACCGGGCACUGUUGGAGAAGUGUGCCGCAACUGCGUUGAACUCGAAGCUCAUCCAUCAGCAGAAGGAAUUCUUCUCGAAGAUGGUCGUCGAUUCAGUCACAACGCUAGAUGUGUUGCUUCCGCUGAACAUGAUCGGCAUUAAGAAAGUUACCGGUGGAGCAUUGGAAGAUUCGAUGCUUGUGGAAGGUGUAGCGUUCAAGAAGACGUUUGCCUAUGCCGGAUUCGAGAUGCAGCCCAAAAGCUACGACAACGUGAAAAUCGCUCUGCUAAAUAUCGAGCUGGAGCUGAAGGCGGAACGCGACAACGCUGAGGUCCGUGUGGACAACGUGGCCGAGUAUCAAAAGGUGGUUGAUGCAGAAUGGCAAAUUUUGUACGAUAAGCUGGACAAAAUCCAUAAAUCAGGCGCCCAAGUAGUACUCUCGAAGUUACCCAUCGGCGAUGUGGCCACGCAGUACUUCGCUGAUCGCGAUAUGUUCUGUGCCGGCCGUGUGCCGGACGAAGACUUAAAACGCACUCAGAAGGCGUGUGGUGGAGCAGUGAUGACGACAGUUCAGGACAUCAGCGACAAAGUGCUGGGCACUUGCGCGCACUUCGAAGAACGUCAAAUUGGAAGCGAACGUUUCAAUCUAUUCCAGGGCUGCACUAACGCGAAAACAUGCACGAUUAUUUUGCGUGGAGGUGCUGAGCAGUUCCUGGAGGAAACUGAACGUUCGCUGCAUGAUGCCAUCAUGAUCGUUCGUCGUACAAUCCGUAACGAUUCAGUAGUUGCAGGUGGUGGCGCGAUCGAAAUGGAACUGUCGAAAAUGCUUCGUAACUAUUCGCGCACUAUUGCCGGCAAGGAACAGUUGCUAAUUGGGGCUAUUGCUAAGGCAUUGGAAGUCAUUCCUCGUCAGCUUUGCGACAACGCAGGAUUCGAUGCUACGAACAUCCUGAACAAGCUCCGCCAAAAGCACGCACAAGGUUGCCAAUGGUACGGCGUGGACAUUAUGAAAGAGCAUAUUGCUGAUAAUUUCGAAGCAUUUGUAUGGGAACCCUCCGUCAUCAAGAUUAACGCAUUGACGGCGGCAUGUGAGGCUACUUGCAUGAUUCUUUCGGUGGACGAAACGAUUAAAAGCCCCAAAUCUGGCGGUGGUGAUGUACCUCAGCCACCGAUGGGACGUGGUAUGGGCCGUCCGUUUUAAUUCGCUCCCCGUUCUAGGCGCUUACUCAAAUUUGUUCAUGCUGUUCACUAUCGUCUCCCAUUUCCUACCAAAUAACAUGUAUUACUUUUAAUUUUCAAAAGCACACAUAUACACACCCUGAAUUUGUUCCUGGAGAUGCACGCAGUUUGCGUAACAUUAAGGUCACUCAACUAACAUAAAAAAAUGGAACAAAAUGCCUUUUUCGUAUGCAUC
This is a messenger RNA of Anopheles nili, 1958 nucleotides long. It is a transcript of the gene CCT7, whose product is annotated as T-complex protein 1 subunit eta. Gene Ontology annotation, biological process: protein folding. Lineage: Eukaryota; Metazoa; Arthropoda; Insecta; Diptera; Culicidae. The record is from RefSeq and is a predicted model, not a curated record. The coding region runs from base 117 to 1745 and encodes 542 amino acids. The transcript is spliced from 4 exons. Gene Ontology annotation, molecular function: ATP hydrolysis activity; ATP binding; ATP-dependent protein folding chaperone. Gene Ontology annotation, cellular component: chaperonin-containing T-complex.